CUACUACAGCAUGUAAAGCAGUGGCUGGAUUGACUAGCACUAGCCCCGAGCGAUGAGACAGGGACUGUCGGGGUUUUGCAUUGCACAGCCAUGGAUGAGGACCUCUUUCAGCUCCGGCACCUGCCCGUGGUCAAGUUCCGUCGCACGGGAGAAAGUGCAAGGUCUGAAGAUGACACAUGUUCUGGAGAGCAUGAGAUUGAGAUAGAAGGAGUUCGCACUAACCUGGAACCUGUUGAAUUGGAGGAUGGAACUGCUGUGCCAAAGGAUUUUGCUAACCCAACAGACGAUGUGUUCAUGGUGGAAGAUGCUAUGGAGGCUAUUGGAUUUGGGAAGUUUCAAUGGAAACUCUCAGUGCUUACUGGCCUGGCGUGGAUGGCAGACGCCAUGGAGAUGAUGAUCCUCAGUAUUCUGGCUCCUCAGCUACACUGCGAGUGGAGAUUACAGAGCUGGCAAGUCGCACUGCUCACCUCGGUGGUAUUCAUUGGGAUGAUGUCCAGCUCAUCCCUAUGGGGAAACAUAUCAGACCAGUACGGCAGAAAGACAGGUUUGAAAGUGAGUGUGCUUUGGACACUGUACUAUGGAGUUCUGAGUGCCUUCUCACCAAUCUACAGUUGGAUCCUGGUGCUCAGAGGGCUAGUGGGCUUUGGCAUCGGAGGAGUCCCACAAUCGGUGACGUUAUAUGCAGAAUUCCUUCCAAUGAAAUCAAGAGCAAAGUGCAUCUUACUUAUAGAGGUGUUCUGGGCGUUCGGGACGGUGUUUGAGGUACUGCUGGCGGUGUUGGUGAUGCCCACUCUCGGCUGGCGCUGGCUGCUCAUCUUCUCUGCGGUUCCUCUCAUGAUAUUCGCCGUCUUGUGCUUUUGGCUUCCAGAAAGUGCCCGUUAUGACGUAUUGUCUGGGAACCAGGAGAAAGCCCUCGCUACACUGAAACGCAUCGCUACAGAAAAUGGAGCUCCCAUGCCACUUGGAAAGCUGAUAGUUGCCAGACAGGCGGAGCGUGGCCGUAUCCAGGACCUCUACCCACAGUUUCGACUGACGACCAUCCUCCUAUGGUUCAUUUGGUUCUCCAAUGCUUUCUCUUAUUAUGGACUGGUGCUACUAACCACCGAACUCUUCCAGGCUGGAGAUGUGUGCAGUAUGUCAACAGGUGGGAGGAAGCCUGAGGGGAGGUGUGCCCUUGAAUGUAAGUACCUCAACGCCACGGACUACACAGACCUGCUGUGGACAACACUGUCCGAGUUCCCAGGUGUUCUGGUGACCCUGUGGAUCAUUGACCGCAUUGGGCGUAAAAAGACAAUGGCCGUGUCCUUCUUCAUCUUUUCCUUCUGCGUCGUCCUUCUGUUCCUGUGUGUGGGCAGGAUGGCCCUCACAGCGUUCCUGUUUAUUGCCAGAGCUUUCAUAUCAGGAGGCUUUCAGGCUGCGUAUGUUUAUACCCCUGAGGUUUACCCAACUGCGACCCGAGCCCUGGGGCUGGGCACCUGCAGUGGGAUGGCCAGAGUUGGUGCUCUCAUCACUCCUUUCAUUGCACAGGUGAUGUUGGAGUCUUCGAUCUACCUGACGCUUUCAGUCUACAGUGGAUGCUGUUUAUUGGCAGCCCUCGCCUCCUGCUUCCUACCCAUUGAGACCAAGGGAAGAGGCCUACAGGAGUCCAGCCAAAGAGAGUGGGGGCAGGAAAUGGUGGGCAGGACGCACAAUUCCAACACUUCGACCAGCAACACCUAGAGAGAAGGCACAAUGAGAUAGAUUGCUCCUCACACACUAAUCCUUGAUCUCACAGGAAGCUAGCCCUAUUAAUAGACAGCCACUCGAACAGUCAUUAAAAUGUGAGUAUAAACUGGUAAAUGAAUCAUUGCUGUUAAAAUAAGACAACGGAUGUUUUAGGCGGACUGGUGUAGUGCCUAGUGAACUAUAAAGAGGGAAAGCCAGCCUUUGAUAGCUUGUCACAGUCUGAUACAGAGAAGCUUCGUGUUACAAAUUCAUUUUGCUUAGUCUGAAGCCAAAUCUGUUUA
Callorhinchus milii (elephant shark) is the source of this 2006-nucleotide messenger RNA. Its product is annotated as synaptic vesicle 2-related protein. Gene Ontology annotation, molecular function: transmembrane transporter activity. The record is from RefSeq and is a predicted model, not a curated record. Gene Ontology annotation, biological process: transmembrane transport. Gene Ontology annotation, cellular component: membrane. Lineage: Eukaryota; Metazoa; Chordata; Chondrichthyes; Chimaeriformes; Callorhinchidae.